Messenger RNA from Asparagus officinalis (garden asparagus), 1414 nucleotides. Its product is annotated as auxin efflux carrier component 6-like. Gene Ontology annotation, cellular component: plasma membrane; endoplasmic reticulum. Gene Ontology annotation, biological process: auxin polar transport; auxin export across the plasma membrane. NCBI's taxonomy places the organism in Eukaryota, Viridiplantae, Streptophyta, Magnoliopsida, Asparagales, Asparagaceae. Gene Ontology annotation, molecular function: auxin efflux transmembrane transporter activity. The record is from RefSeq and is a predicted model, not a curated record.
AUUAGUUCUCUAAACAUCCACAGGCUUCAAGCGCAAAAUAAAGAAUGAUAACACCGGAGGACUUCUACGCCGUGAUGUGCGCGAUGGCCCCUCUCUACUCCGCAAUGCUCCUCGCCUACGCUGCCGUCCGCCGGUGGCACGUGUUCACCCCGGACCAAUGCUCCGGCAUCAACCGCUUCGUCGCCACCUUCGCCGUCCCUGUCCUCUCCUUCCACUUCAUCUCCCUCAACAACCCGUACACCAUGGACCUCCGCUUCCUCCUCGCCGACACCCUCUCCAAACUCCUCGUCCUCGCCCUCGGCCGCCGCAUCGAUUGGCUCAUCACCCUAUUCUCGGUCGCCACGUUGCCCAACACCCUAGUCAUGGGCAUCCCUUUGCUACGAGCCAUGUACGGCAGCUUUACGCAGAACCUCAUGGUCCAAGUAGUAGUACUUCAGAUGCCCGGAGCUUUUGUUAUGCUAAGGCUAAUAUUGACCAUGGUUGGCCGAAAACUUUCUCGCAACCCUAACACUUAUUCAAGUGUUUUAGGCCUCCUUUGGUCCUUGAUCUCCUUCCAGUGGGGAAUUGAUAUGCCAAGUUUGGUAAGUAAUUCGAUAAAGAUAAUUUCAGAUGCAGGACUUGGAAUGGCCAUGUUCAGUCUAGGUUUAUUCAUGGCGCUUCAACCGAGAAUCAUCGCUUGUGGGACUAAGAUGACAAUUCUAAGUAUGUUGAUCCGUUUUAUUGCUGGGCCUAUGAUAAUGUCAAUGACAUCAAUGGCUGUUGGAUUGAAAGGAGCACGGUUGCAUACUGCAAUCGUUCAGGCAGCUCUCCCUCAGGGAAUAGUACCUUUUGUGUUUGCAAGAGAAUAUGGAUUGCAUCCUGACAUACUGAGUACCGGGGUUAUCUUUGGCAUGCUUGUAUCUUUGCCCAUGACACUUCUCUACUAUAUACUCUUGGGGCUAUGAAGGAAGGGGGACGGACACAAUCAUCAAAUCAGACUAAGUAGGAGAGUCGAUGCAAGAUUGAAACUCAUUGUGAGCCUAGAUUGAGCUAUAUAUGCUCUAGAGAUUGUUGUUUCGAAUCUAUAGUCCUCGUGAUAGCAACGCAAUCCAAUAUGAGAUCCUUCUCAAUUAUCACAACUCUAGAGUCCUUUUUGUUAGGUUGAAUUUAAGAGAUUUUCAAUGAGCAAAGGGUGAUCGUAUAUCAAUGCAUGAAGCUGUUAGUGGUGGCCGAAAGGAGAGUAAUCAUGGCCUAAGAUGAGUAAACUACGAGGGGAUAUAAUGAGAUAUAUAGGAUUCUCAUGCGUGUUUUUGACUAACUAGCUAGUAUCUAAUUAUUUCAUCCACUAUCACCCUUUGCACUUGUUACUACUGUACUAAUGAUUGUCUUCUCAAAGUUUAUGUUUCCACAAAUGGUAAAAGUACUGAUGAUUAGA